Messenger RNA from Podarcis lilfordi (Lilford's wall lizard), 3492 nucleotides. The record is from the annotation of a GenBank genome assembly. Lineage: Eukaryota; Metazoa; Chordata; Lepidosauria; Squamata; Lacertidae.
AUGUGGCAAUACAAUUUUCAAUCUUGCAUCUUUUCCUUAGGGCAGGGAACCUGUGACCUUCUUCCAAGGUAAGCAAUGAUAGAAGUUGCCAUCUAACAACCUGCUCCCCUUUGCACGCUUUAGCUUCACAUCACUUGAUGGCUUGUCGCUCACGUGAGAACAGCCUCUGGCACGAAUCUCGCGUCCCUGCGGAGUGUUGACGCGGGAGGCUGUUUCCUAGAUCUGUAAGAGUUUGGACCCCGAGGAUCAUCUAGUCCAGCCCCCUGCAAUGCAGGAAUAUGCAGCUGCAACCUUGGCGCUAUCAGCACCAAGCUCUAUCCAGCUGAGCUAUUCUCGCGCCUGGCAAGGAAACGACUUCCGUUUUUUAAAAAAUUAUUAUUCUCCUCGUCUCCUCUCUCUCCUGCUGCCGAGCCAGCCGAGGUCUGCGCAACGCCAAGGGUUAAGCCGAGCGUGCGCUCUCCGCCCUAGAGAGGCUCAGGAAACCCGGCCGGAGUAGAGGGGGGAUGCAUUAGCCGAGGGCACCUUCCUGCUCCUCCCCUUCCCAGGAUCAAAAACUUGGGAUUUGAAUUUUAAUAAGGGGGGAUUUGCCUCUGCAGGGCUGCAGAUCUUCCGCAGCGGGGCUUUGUGCCGUGGGACUGGGCGGAGGAGAAGCGCCGAGCGCUGGCUGGGGCGAGGAGCCUGGAGCCGGGCGCAGGCAGAUCCAGCUGCCGAGGAGGAAAGGAAGAAACAUCUGGAGGAGCCUGCAAGGCAGGUGGGAAAGCAAAACGGGAGAGGGGGAAGGGAGCUUUUUGCAGGGUGUGCGCCUGUUCCCAAAAGGCCUUUGUAGGGUUGGCUCCGAGUGAAAUCCGACUGGCUGGAGAGCCGCAGUCCAAAUUUGCAACGAUUUCUGUGCAAAGUAUAGUGGACGAAACGAUGGCACAGAAACCGUUAUUUUAUCCGAGGUAAUGAUUUUGUGCCAAGCCCUCCCUCCAAGGCACUCAGGACAGGAGAGGCAGCCUUAGGAAUUCCCAUAAAGUAGAUUUAAGACGUAAUGGCUGGCCCAAGUUUCCGGGCUAAGCAGGGAUUUGAACCCAGAUUCUCCUGGCCCCCCUACAUCUCUGAGUCCCCGCCUACAUCCGUUAUCCUCAGCUAAGUGAAGAAAUAGUGCUCAGUUUUCUCCGAAGAGGAGAGAAAGUGCUGAAGAGGCAAGCCUGUGAAUUGCCCUAGGGCACAUGGGGGUUCCAUGGCUGGAUUUGAACCCAGAGGUCACAAGCAGCGUUGUUCCCUAACUUUCUGUCUCCCAUUUUUUAACUCACUAUUCCUCUCCUUUUGAAAGCUUGCAGCUUAAAAGAUCAAGCCAGGUUCCACUUUGAGACCUGUGGGGAGCCUUCACAUCCUGCCUUAGGAUUCUUUCUUUUUUGUGUGGUGGGGACUGUGACUAUUCUCUUUAGAUUUCUUGCCCCUCGACAUCCUUUAGCCUCCUUAUUCUACCCAUAACAGGAGUGCUUAAAGAGUGGCUUUCUGUACCACCCUUCCAAUCUAGGCUUGUGUGUUAAAGUGGGGGUUCCCCAUCUACAUUUGUAUGGGGGCAAAGGAGUCUUAGCAUUUAGUUCAUAUUAAUUAAGAGAAGGCAGUGGUGUGACUUAAGUGUAUGUGGCAACAGAGUGUCUGGGCAGAGGGGUGGAGGCACUGAGGCUGAGAUUCUGGGUUUAUACCCACGCUGAGAAAAACUAGAGGAUUGGGAGGUGAGGUGGGUUAGGGAAUACUUGGAGCCAGGACUUCAGAGUUCCUUCUAGGAAGGGUGUGGUAGAAUCAGGGGUGAAAGGACUGGAAUGCUGCCAUCCCUCCAGUGUGGGUUGAUGAAGGUUUUGUAAUCCAAGUUAAUGAUUGUGAGCAUGGGAUCAGGAUGUGGUGUGGAUUAAUCAAUGUGGAUUUUGUACAUGCAGCAUAAUUAAGGAAGCUGUAGCUUUCCUAAGGGACUUGUGUUUGUGUAUGUCUAGUCGCCGAUUUUCAGCCCCUCCACUUGCUUUUAGUUCUUGAAUGCAGUUUCACCUCCACCUUUUUGUCAAGAUGGACAAGAGAAACAGAUGAGAGAGAGAGAGAGAGAGAGAAUGAGAGAAAAAAGAGAGACCCUGGAGAAAAAUGCAGACUUUAGCAGGAGCUCUAGCUAGCCUUUCCAUUCUGUUAGCAUCUGAGGAUUUAAGGGGUGGGGUGGGGGAUUAAGAGACCCCCAGCGAAUCAAGGCCUGUGGGGGAAGGGCAAGCAAGCACUGUGGAUGCUGAUUCUCUGCAGAAUGUGUUUAACUCCUGAGCCGAUUAAGAGCUCGGCUUAUCCCUCUCUGGACCCCGCACAACAACAUCUCUGUUUUCUUUCCGAAGAGGCUCUCUUCUCCCUGCAGCAGCCAGCCAUGUUCUGAGGCUGCAGUUUCAAAAAAAGCGUUAGUGGAAAAAUACCCCUGACAUAUCCUGGGCCAUCCCCGCUCUAUAUUUCCCAUGCCCACCUUUGCUUGUAGUGCAAGAUGCUAUAUCAUAAUUAUUUUUCUGGAGGCUCCCACAAAUGCAAUCUUAUAUUUGCAAUUAGGAUUCUAUUUUUUCAGAAGAGUUGGUCAAUCUUUGCAGCGCUUUCCAGAUACUUUAGAUAUUGAUUCCAAGGCCCAAAUAUGGCUAACAGAUUUUUUAAAGAAAAUAAAUGAAAGAAAGCUUUCCCUAUAGGAAUUUCAACAACAACAACAAAAAGACUUGCUCUUAAAAUCCCUCUCCCCAUCCCCACCCCGGCAAAAAUAGAUCUGUAUUGUGUUACUGAAGGGGAACACUUCAAUUAAAUUUGGUUUCUGAGGGAUUGUGGGCAGGAGAGGUGUGAAGAAUGGCUGGAAGUUGCGCAAACUCAGCAGUUUUCAAAUGUUGCAAGGCAUCUUCAGGAUUCUUGAGAGCUUACUGAGGUUUCUGUCUGAGAUCAGUGAUGGCGGACAUCUUUCUUGAAAGGCGGCUUUUCCUUGUGGAAAGCACAGAGCAGGGGAAUAAGGGUUCUGCACAUGGUUGUGAAUUCACACUGAGCAACAAUAAGCCCAAUAGGCUUUGCCAUAGCUGUGGGCAAGCAGACUAGUCCAGCCAAUGACAUUCUCCAGAAUCCUUGGCAGACAAAUCCAUGGGGAGUCUGUUGCCUCAAGAUAAAACAUUUGAAAAACACUGCCGUAUAUGCUCUACCCCUUGCUUGCCCAUCUAAACUGUUUCUGGUGUUUUAGCUGAAAUUGCCAGCAACCACUGUUGUGUUUUCAUGACAUUCUUUAUGUUUCUUAAUGUAAUUGGAUCCAAUUUAGUUUCAAUAAGCUUGGCUGAUUAUAAUUCAGUUGCUUACCAAUGGGCUGGUAUGUUUGUUUUUCCAUGCCCAAAAUCUAGCUUUGGCUAAUUUCCUUUUCUUCCCUCAGGAACAACACGAAGCUGCUUGAAUGGGAAACCUGUUGGCUGCAGGUUCAGCUGGUUUCUUUCACUUAGCCAUGACUGCUGGGCUGCAUGA